Ostrea edulis (European flat oyster) is the source of this 856-nucleotide messenger RNA. Its product is annotated as 39S ribosomal protein L16, mitochondrial-like. The coding region runs from base 72 to 815 and encodes 247 amino acids. NCBI's taxonomy places the organism in Eukaryota, Metazoa, Mollusca, Bivalvia, Ostreida, Ostreidae. Gene Ontology annotation, molecular function: rRNA binding; structural constituent of ribosome. The record is from RefSeq and is a predicted model, not a curated record. Gene Ontology annotation, biological process: mitochondrial translation. The transcript is spliced from 4 exons. Gene Ontology annotation, cellular component: mitochondrial large ribosomal subunit; ribosome.
AAAGCGCAUCAAAGACUAAACUGGUUCUCAGUUAUAGUUUCGAUGGAUGGGAACCAAUCUAGCCAAUGUGAAUGUCAAUAAUGCGAGAAAUAUCAAGAAGUGCUUUUUGCAUGUUGAAAUCCUUGUCGAGACCUUGGAAUUAUGUUCAAAGUGCAAGCUAUAUGAAGAUAAAGAUUCCUCCAAGUUAUGAUGAUGUUGAAUUUCCUGACAAGAAAAAAUUGAAAUUAGUUGACAAAGUUCCUGUGUCCAUCCAUGCCACCAACAGUAGCUUAGCAGUACAGCAGAGGAGUGAGGCCAAGCACUGCAGAGGGCCGGAGCUGAUCAACUCCAAACUACUGUAUGGACAGUACGGAGUGCAGGCACGGGAUGGGGGAUACCUUAACAGCAAACAUUUUGAUGCCUGGCGACUGUAUAUCAAUGCGAAAUUGACAAGUGACAUGUUCGCUGAAUGGCGUGUGGAAGCUCCGUGGAAACCGGUGACUAAAAAGGGACAAGGAAAACGCAUGGGGAAAGGGAAAAGUCCCAUCUCCCAUUACGUAACGCCAGUGAAAGCCGAGCAGAUCAUAAUGGAAAUCGGAGGCGAAAUCGAAUUAAGACAAGUGUACAAAAUGUUGCGCCAUAUUGUUAAUCAGUGUCCUUUUGAAGCUAGAAUUGUGAGUGCUGAAAUUCUGCAGAAAGAACAAGAGAAGGAAGACUGGAUUAAAAACAACAAUCUGAAUCCAUUUUGCUAUGAAUACUGUGCAAAAAACAAUUUUCUUGGAAUUAAAAAAGACCUCAGUCCCUAUGAUUUAAUAUGGUUUGGCAAAUAUAGAUAGAAUGGUGAUAUUAAUCUUAGUAAAUAAAUGUGGUCUCUGAA